Sceloporus undulatus (fence lizard) is the source of this 8992-nucleotide messenger RNA. It is a transcript of the gene ZNF365, whose product is annotated as zinc finger protein 365. Gene Ontology annotation, cellular component: centriolar satellite. The coding region runs from base 200 to 1396 and encodes 398 amino acids. The record is from RefSeq and is a predicted model, not a curated record. Gene Ontology annotation, biological process: regulation of double-strand break repair via homologous recombination; regulation of DNA strand resection involved in replication fork processing; telomere maintenance. Lineage: Eukaryota; Metazoa; Chordata; Lepidosauria; Squamata; Phrynosomatidae. The transcript is spliced from 5 exons.
GCCCCCCCCCCCCCCAGCAGCACCAGCAGCAGCAGGAGGAAGAGGAGGAGGCGCCAGGAGGAGAGCCCCGCUGGCAGCAACAAGUCCGGGAAGCCCCAGCCGCAGGCGAGGCUCGUGGAGGAGGAGGAGAAGAAGCUGCACUCUGGACGGAGGAAGGAGGAAGAGGAGGAGGAGAAGAAGCCGGAGGACUUGGAAAGUAAUGCAACAGAACACUUUUGAAGAAAGCAGAUACCCCUGGCAGGAGUCCUUUGAAAAUGUCAGUAUCUGCAUGCCAUUUCGGUGCCCACGAUGUGGCGACCAUACCCGAUUCCGGACCCUGUCAUCUCUGAGAGCCCAUUUGGAAUUCAACCACAGUUAUGAAGACAGAAGCCUACUGACAAAAUGUAACCUCUUUUCUUCUAUCAAAGAUGCUGACUUGAUCUCUUCUCCCGAGCCCCUGAUGCAAGGGAUGCUCGGGGACAGCACCAACAUCAUGAAACCAAAGACCUCCUAUCUAAACUUCUGUGGCACAGCAAGAGAGAAUACCAAGAACAGAAAGCCUCUGGAGGUGGAAGCUGAAAGACCUGCAUCGUAUGGGUCAAAUUACACAUCAGGGGAUUCCAGCGAUGAGCCCAUUUCUAAACCAGGCUUGGCCACCACAGACUCCAAAGCCUCAUUUGAGGCCCACGUAAGAGAGAAGUUUAACAGGAUGGUGGAAGCGGUAGACAAAACCAUUGAAAAGAGGAUUGACAAGCUCACCAAAGAGCUGGCCCAAAAGACGGCCGAACUCUUGGAAGUGCGGGCGGCUUUUGUGCAGCUUUCACAAAAGAAGCAGGAGGUCCAGAGGAGAGAGAGGGCCCUCAACAGACAGGUGGAUGUUGCUGUGGAGAUGAUAGCAGUGCUGAAGCAACGGCUGACAGAAUCUGAAGAAGAGCUCCAUAGGAAGGAAGAAGAAGUUGAUACAUUUAAUCACUUCCUGGAGGAAGCUGCGGAGAAGGAGGUUCGUGGCAAAGUCAGGCUCCAGCACUUCAUUGAGAAUCUGCUGCAGCGGGUGGAUCUGGCAGAGAAGCAGUUAGAAUAUUAUCAGAAUCAGCAGAUCAUGGGCAACUACAGCGAUGUCAAUGAACAAGGGUUUACAGAUAUGUCAUCCAGUAAGAAGCCCAGAUGUCUCCGAGGAAUUCAGCAUGGUUUUUAUAACAGUCCCGAUGCGAAGCCUCAUUCUUUCCAGAAAGGACGGAUGCACCUGAAGAAAACCAAGGAGGACAAAAUCUGUGCCCAUCCAGUGAAAUUAUUUUAUGAACCUGUUGACUGCUCAAGGGAUGUUUGGAGACCUCAGAAGAAAGGAGACGUAGCAAAUGCCACCCGAAAGGUUAAUGCGAAAUCAAAGAUCAGUAAAAAAAGCAAGCAGCUAUACUAAGAUCCCAUAGACAAUAUAUAUAUAUAUAAAUAUAUAUAUACAGAGAGAUAUUUAAAUAUAUAUUCAUGUAUGUAUCUAAUUUAAUCUAGCUAUUUAUAAACACAUAGUGCAAGUUCUGGUAGCACUUGGGUAUCACCAAUAGAGAGCAAGAGCACAAUGCUAUGCAUACUGACUUGGAUUUAAGUCUCAUUGAACUCUGUGGGACUUACGUCUGAGUAGACAGGCAUAGCAGUGCAUCAUCAAUCAUACCCAUUACUUAUCACUGUUUCCCUAUUCAUUUGGGCAAUGACUUGAUAUAUUUAAUAGAUAGUAAUGUUACAUAAAUAUAGAAGACCAUUAUAACUGCCUCAUUCCCAGGACUUUGCGUAUGUCAAGUGGCACUUUACCUAUUUAUUUAUUUGCAAGAGCUUGUUUCAAUUUAGUUCAGCAUUUCUUCUUGUAAAAUAAUGAUGAAAAUUAGUUUUUGGCUGUUGGCUUUAACAUAAAUCUUUUUUGCUGUUUAAAUUCAGAAGAACGCUUUCUGCCUGGCACCUUGAUAAAUUUAUUCUCCUUCAUCUGCGUUGAGAUCAAAUUGUCACAAAUAGGUUUAGAGACUGAAGAUUUAAGGCAGAGAUUGGGAACCUUUGGCCCUCCAGAUGUAAGGCAGGGAUUAGAAACCUUUGGCCCUCCAGAUAUUUUGGAGUUCAGUUCCCAUCUGCCCCAACCAGCAUGGCCAGUAGCAAGGGAUUGUGGGAAUUGUUUUCCUGAAACAUUUGGAAUGCCCUAAUUCUACUGGGCUGGGUGCAUUUCUUUGAUUUCAGGAUACAAAUAGGAUUAUGGCAUUCCAGGAAUAGAAAGCAACUGGGAGGAACUGGAUUGAGUAAUCCCCUCCUUCUGCUAUUUUCUCCUAUUCCCUAGGAGAUCAAGUGGGUUGGAGAAUUUGCCUGGAGGCAGCACUGAAGAGCAUUCUCUUAGAGACCAAACUUGCAGAGGUGGUGAUGGCUCCCUGUACUAGCUAGGAGAAGACAGUCCAGAGCCCCUUGAACUGUGCAAAAGAAGGUUGGGGACUUAUCCCUCUGCCUAAUCUUCCUCCACAUAUAGCAAUUCAUGGCUGCUGGCCAUGUUGGCUAGGCAGUAUUGGAGUUACAUUGUUCAAAAGGAGUUCCAAACUGUGAUGUAGUUACACCUUUGGUGCAGGAAACUACUAUAGUGACUCCUUUCUGUGUCUUGAAGUAGCGCCAACCCCAGACAUUCUGCUGCUCAAAGCAAACAGAAAAGCCCCCCUUUCACACACACAUCAAAUUGCAUGGUAACCAAAGCCAGCCACAUUUUUUUCUUUUUCACACAAGGUAAACAAUCUCACAAGCAUCUCUCCCUAACCCUGGCAGUAACAUAAGAAAUAAAUAUGACUUAUCCAAAAUCAGCUGCCUGAGGCUUGUGCCUCACUCUCCCUAAUAGUUGAGCUGGCCAGCACAAAUCCAGCAAUUUAUUUGUAUGAUAUUUUUAUCCCAAUCUUUGUCCGAGGAGUUCAAGACAGUGUACACAAGGCUUAUUUUAUUUUGUCCUCCUUGACUGAGUGGAGAGUGAGUGGGAUAAUGGGAGUUCUUACUGAGGAUGAGGGGGAUUUUAUCCAGCACAUCUGAAAGGGCAAGCCUUCCUGCCAUUUUAAUGUCUCAUGUCUGCUCUCCUGCUAAUUAUACUAGAUAUGGAGCAACUUUUGUACAUAUUUGUACAGUCAGCCCUCUGUAUCUUCAGGGGCCCUGUUCCAGACCCCUCUCUCCAUGGAUACCAAAUAUCACGGGACCUCAAGUGCUAUUAUUCUCUAUGGACACAUGAUGUUCACAUAGCUGUGUUAGCAGGUUGGUGAGGAAAUUCCCCUACCCUUGUCAAGUGUCACGGGGAGCUUCAGGUUGAGGCCAGGACCCUGAGUAAAGUGCAGUUGUGGUUGUCCCCUUGUUCUGUUGGCUGGGCCCUGUCAAGCUUACCUGACAGAGGUAACAGCCAGUAAGGGCCCUGAGUGACCAAGCCCCACUUUUAUUAUUUCCCAUGAUACUCCAAAGCAACAGUAUAUCAGGGACAUUUAGGGAAAUUAAAAUGGCAGCUCCAUACGGGGUGGAACAUUAAAUGUAAAGAGAGAUCAAGGUAACAUCAGCAUUGGGCCUCACUAGGAUAUUAGAUACUGGAUUGCCAACAGCUUUCCAAUGCAAAGCUUGGAAAGGUUGCUUUUUAGAUUACUUCUCCUGGAAUUCCCUGAUCAUGCUAGCUGGAGGUUUUCCUGUUAGUUGUAGUAAAAAGAAGGUGGAAAAAUAAUAUUUCCUAGCUUUAGCACAAUGGUGUCAGGUACUGAUGCCAGCUUGCUGGGUGAGAUGUCUGAAAAGUAAGUAGGGCCUGGAGUCAGUCACAGACUGCUUCUGACCUUGCAUUCUCUCAUUUCGCUCAAAAGAGAUUCCACCUCAACAUUAGGAGGAACUUCCUGACAGCAAGAGCUGUUUGACAAUGGAACACACUCCCUCAUAGUGUGGCGGAGUGUCCUUCUUUGGAGGUUUAUAAUCGGAGACUGGAUGGUCAUUUGUCAGGGGUGAUUUGAUUGUGCAUUCCUGCAUGGUCUGGAAUUGAACUGGAUGGCCCUGUGGUUUAUGAUUCUACGAUUUCAUGAGAGGGAUCCUGGCCAUCCCAAAUGUUGCACUAUGUCUUGCAUUUCUUGUUUAUUGGGAGAAGAUGGGCAGGGGGCAGAGAAAAAUGAGGACGAGGCUUGGUUGUGGUGCUAGAGCCCUAACAAAGUUUCUGUCUGUGAUCUUAUCCUUGCAGAUAAAACCAAGCCCUGUUAAGAGAUCUCAAAAUAGCACAUUGGGGCCACAGUUUUAUUUUAUUGGUUAAGAAGUGGCCCAAAUAAUAUACUGUAUUCCUUUGAGACUGUGCCAAGUAGAAGGAUUCUAUAUUUAUCAGAAAGUUCUUCUCUAUUAUUUUGUUUGUGUGAAUGUGUUUUGGUAAUGCUGUGCUACUCUUCCUGCCAGAUGCUUAACAUCAUAGUAAUGUUACAGGCAAAAGUAGUGGUGUGGUGUUUUGUGUGUGUGUGUGUGUCCAGAGAAAGAAAAAGAAAAUAGCUGAGCCUCAUUUACAUGUCACUUAUUUUUAAACGCUUCUAAUAAGAGAUGUGAAAUGUCUUUGUGUGAGGUGGUUUUACAGUAAGUGUAUGAAAACAUGUGGGAAAUGUUAUUGUUUUUUCCACAACAGUUACAAUUAUUUUUAAAGAAUAAACACACUAUUAUGACUGUGGCAAUAAAACAGGGUUUAUUAAUAUAUUAGAUGGAAUACAGGUAAGAGCAUUUGCUGUUGUGUAAAUAACACCAGUCGGCAUUUGGUGAUCAAUCUAUUAAAUUAUUGUUUUAUUUUAUAAUAUAAAGGGAACAGUUUUUGUAUGUGUCCAACUUUCACCAUGCUUAUAUUUUAUAAUAGGCUGGUUCAUACAUGCUUGUUCGUAUUGCUUGACAGCUGUAACAACAACUCACGUGUCUGAAUAGUUUAUUACAUAUCUAAGACCACAGUCAGAGCCUUCAAAUCAUCUGACAACACUCCAGACUAAGGCUUUCUAAUAGAAUAAAUCAACACAUUUACUUGCAUUUAAGUCUUCUAAACAACAUGGGACUGCGGUUGAAAAUUCUAGUUCCAUAAUUUAGUCAUGCUAGUAAAUUUACAGUUUAUGUGAACAAACCUAAACUUCUCCUCCUCCUUUCUCUAGUACAACUGUGCAGUAUUCAGUAGAUUUUGCUUUUUCUUUCAUUUAUUUUGGCAUGUUUUCUGAAACAGAAAAUUAUGACGUUAAUAUUAACUUUCAAUAGUGGAGGGGAAGCCAUUUUCAAACCAAGGUUUCUAAAGUUGUCUUGUUUUCACUAACCAUAGGUAAGAGAGUAACUACCAUUUAGGGUGCAGAUGACAUCCUAGAAUGCCAUAAUCUAAAAUGGAAGCAGCAGCUUUUCAAAUCUCUUUGAAGCUGCAACAAAGUGAAGUGGGUACAAGCCUGGAAGCUAGGCUUGUUCUUGUAGGCUAAAUUAUGCUUUAACAUUUUUGGGAGAUGCAACCAAUAGGUAUGUGUUAUAAAGUACUUUGUUUUGUGAGACUAUUAUGCUGUGCAUGUCCACUUUGUAAAAUUACUUGUAGAUGACACUGGCAGCCAUGAAGAAAAGUGUCACAUAAUGAUGCCUGGACACAAGACAAGUUACUAAUUUUAAAUAGUUACUGCUUGCAUUUAUGUUUGAAAAGAGGUGCCAAAGCAGCCUCUGAAUUAAAUUUUAUUUUAUUUUAAUUGCUGGAAUUCUAUACAACCACUGCAUAUUGUGUAGCACUCUGACAAAGUUGCCAUGUCAUGAAUUCUGGCAUGACCCCCCCCCCCCAAACUCUACUUAGGGGUAAGCAAUCACUUGGAUUGGCAGAGGUCCUGUGAGACAUCCCUGGCAAGACAGGGAGAAAAGGACCCUUGUCACAAAUCCCCCUUGCUUUGGAAAUUGCUCACAUGAGGUGGGUGGGAAUGUCAGGCAGCUGCUUCUCAGUAGACAGGAGAAUGGUCUUCUGUCCAUUCCAGUGACUACAUACCGAAGGUAAGUGAGGAUUGGUGGACUUUCAUGGUCCCUAUUUAGCACUUGAACUGGGGGCUGGUGGGGAUUGUGAAAACAUAGCACUUGUGCAUAACCAUAGGUUACAUAUUCACAAUCACCCAACAGGAUUCCAGCCAAUAUAUGUUGAUUUUAUUAUAAAUUAAUGAUGCACAAUAAAGUUAUGUUAAUGAAGUUUAAAAAAAACAACUAAGGGAAGUGUGAUUUCAAAAGACUGUGCCAAGUGCUUUUCUUUAAAAAAUCUAAAUUCAUGGGAAAAUGCAUCUGUCUUGAAUCUGCCCCUGGAUCUGGAAUACCUUCUUUGUGACAGCAAAAUAAGCUUGCCACUUCUGGCUUUUUUAAAGAGCAGUGGUGACUGAAACAUUGUGAUGGGGAGGGGGAGGAAGAGGGUGACAACUGUCCAUGUUCCAGGCCUUAGAUUGGAGUGAGCAAUUGCUAUAGGAAACUUGAAGAAAGAGCUGAUGAUGCCAUGAAUUGUGUAAUCCCAAGGCCUUAAAAGUUAUUGUUUACUGUCCCAGCUGCACUCAUGGGCUACUUGUGAUGGGAGAGAACCUGACACAGAGCUGCCUUUUUGUCAGUAGCCUCAUCUAUAUAGAGAUCAGAACAGUUACCUUUCUAAAAAUAAAAAUAGUGGCUGGCAUCCAGUUAGUAAAUUAUAAUGUCAUGUGUCCACCUUACAACAUUGCAACUCAUUUUUCAGUCAUUGUCUAGGUUGAAUUUUUCUUCCAACCACACAACACCUGAAACCAGUGGUGUCACUAGGGGGUGUGUGGUGGUGCAGGUUGCACCAGGUGACACCCCAGAGGGGGGUGUCCCCCUGGUGGGGUAGUACACCCGGGGGGGGGGCUACUGCUGCCUUACGAGUCCCGCAUGGCCACAACCACAUGGAACUUAGAAGGCCAAAGGGAUUGGAAGGCUGACUUCUGGGUCCCACGUGACAAUGACAAUGUGGGACUCAGAAUGUUGGGGUCCUGAAAGGUGUGCCCUUUUGGACCCACCUCCCAGAAGCUUGACCCCCAGCACCUUGUGACACUCUGGAUGGGGACGCCACUGACUGAAACUCCUCCUCCAACACAACUUGUAAGCAAGCUACAUUGCAGCCCCCUCCCAUCAUAUCCAUGUUAUCAAAAAGCAAGGGGAUUGGUGAUGAUGUGUCCAGCUGUCUUCUUUUAGCUGGUUAUAUGGCAAAGAUAUCACCUUCAGGGACAUCCCAAAGACACCCAGAGGUUCCUGUCAGUGCCUGUAGCAGUACAUGCAGCUAGAGAAAAUAGCCGGAUGUGCUGCUGUUGGUAACCUAACUCUCCAAUAGCUUUGGGAUGUCUGCAUGGCUCACAGGAUGGGUUGGAUGAGUAACCUAGCUACAGAGAUAUAGCUACGUGAAACAGGUACAUCUCCUGCUGCAGGACCGCAGCCAGUGAAUUGCUUAUUACUUCCUACUUUAUGAGUUGUACAUUAAUAAUAUGCUAAUUUUAAAUUUCUUUUAAAAUUAUGUUUUAAUUAAGAUCACCUUUAAAAAAAACAGAAAACUGUCCCAAGUCUCCCCUGCUCAAGUAUGUUUUGGAAGUAAUGAGUAAAAGUUAUCAGUUACCAUAUUAUUUCUUAAAAGGAAUGUUAUUAAUCCCCCUCACUAAAGUGAAAUAUUACAAAUAACAUUGUUUCCAAACUCUUGUUCUGCAUAGUGUUGUCAGUCAAACAGGUAAAGAACAGUCAGGUUCAGUGGUCAAACAUGGAUGGCUGAGCCAGCCUAAAAUUCUGGUAUUUGCUUAGUUAUCUCAUUGUUCUGUAUGACGUUUUGCUGUGUCACACAUUAUGUGCUGGUGAAAAGAAUUGUAUUGCAUGUUCUUGUUUUGUCAGAUACUAUGUGAUGAGAGAUUUCGUUUGCAUUUCAAACAACCUCAAACUAUUUGAUUGUUCUGCUUUGCACUUGGUUUCUUUUAAAAAAUGUGUGGGAAAUUACAGCCCACAUUCUAAUAAAAAGGUGGGGAAUCUUCAAAUGAGUUUAUCACACGGAAGACUAAAUUUAAAUCCUGGAAAAAUCCUCCCAAAGCGGGAUCAUUUUCACACUCAUGAGGGGCAUUGAGCAUUAAUGUGAAAAUAAGCCACACAGAUAGUGGACAAAAUCCACCAUUUUUUACUUUCAGGAGAAUCCCAAAGUAAAAAGCAGCCUAUUUUGUCUCCAUUCUGUGCGCUUUAUUUUUGCUUUAAUGCUGAAUGCCCACAAUGUUGUGUGAAAAUAAUCCCACUUUUGUGGGAUUUCUCUGUUUUAAAUCCCAUUUCUGCAUUGUAAAAACCCUGUGUGAUAAACUCCAAAGGCAAUUUGUGGUGGAACUAUAUAUAACAGUGAACAAAGGGCUAUUGCAAAACCAACAAGCUAAGCAACUAACUAGAAGCCCUCUGUUGCACCUCUCCCCAUUCAUGAUUUUUUGCUCAAUGCGCCAUAUAUCCUCAUAUCCUUACAGCAUAUAGGUCCCUACUCACCCCUCCACACCAGAGGCUUGCAGGCAUGGGAAGAUGUAUAUUGUAAUAAGAUUGAGAUAUAGGGGGAAAAAUGAACAAGGUGUUGCAGAGAAGAGACUUGCACCUUCUUCCCACUUUGAGCAGCUGUCCAGUUUUCUUUGUAACAUGUAGUUCCACCCUCAAUGCACUCAUUCAUUUGUUUUCCUGAAUCAAGAAUCAAGGGAGCAUUCUCAUGUAUAAACACUUUGGCUACAUUUUUAGAUAGUCAUGAGCAUUAAAGAGAACUGAAGUUGAUGGCUUGUGCAUUAAAAUGAUUCAUUUGUUUCCAUCUCAUUUUAGGUUUCUGAUGUGUGUGUGUGUGGGGGGGUCCUCCCAUUAAAUAGCACUGUAGCCUGCAUGUGUCAUUUUCCCUGCUCCUGAAUCGGUCAAAUUGUCAUAUGCUGAGUCAAUCAAUUACAAAGCAGUUGGAAUGCUCUGUAACUUCAGAGGGUGGGGAAAGACAUUUUAGACUAUUAAAAUAUCUAAUAAAGACUAUAUUUCUCAACCAUUG